Molecule: messenger RNA, 1003 nt
Organism: Anopheles maculipalpis
Lineage: Eukaryota; Metazoa; Arthropoda; Insecta; Diptera; Culicidae
Exons: 1
Coding region: 215-1003 (262 amino acids)
Source: RefSeq, a predicted model, not a curated record
UAGUGGACAGAUGCAGGUGGCGAAAAGCAUUAACGAUGACAUUGAAGGUUUUUGUCGUGUUCCAUGUGAUGCUAUUGUUCCUGUUUUUGUGAGCUGGUCCACCAUGACUUAAAAGCAGCAAAAUUAACCGAUCAAGUGUUAGUAGUGUUUGUUUAGGUCGAUCGUGUUGUACAUAAAGUAUCCCAAAGUGUAGCUAAAGCGUGGUGCGCUGGUUAUGUCGUUGGACGAAAUCUGUUGGAAACUGCUGAUGUUUCCCUGGUUGGUGAAACUAGCUCAUUGGAAGGGAAUCUGUUUGAAUCGGUUGCAAACAACGACUCCAUUCCCGUUCAUUACACUGCCGCCCAAUUUUACCUUUCCUGCUUCGACUGUGUCCUCCGCGAUUCCGUUUACACCGCUGACAAGCCCAUCGUUGACGUUCAGCACAGGAACGCCCUCAACAGGGCCACCGUUUACCUCGACCACGUUUGAAACUGCGAGUCCAACCGUGUCUUUAACGUUUUCCACCACCGCCGUAACAGCAACAAUUCCGGUGUCUUCAUUUACCUCUACCACAUUCAAUACUCAACCAUCCACGUUCACUACAGGCGGCACAACGUUCCCUACAAAUUCAAUCACAAAUCCUGUUCUAACUUCUACUCCUAGCACUCCACUUUUCCCAACUGUGACUUUUACAAAUCCAUCGACAAGAAGUACACUCCCGGGUGCGAUACUAACGUCCACUUUGCCACCUGUUACGCCCGUAACGGGCAUAUCACCCCUGCCAACGUUUCCCACCUUCCUUUCCACGAUCAAUCCACCUAUUUUAACCAGUACAGUUCCUAGUACAAUCCCACAAACUUCCGUUUCCUGUCCUUCAAUUCCACCGACCUGUCCACCGUCCGUGUUAACGUCUACCACGUUUUCUGGGUUUGAUCCUAUGCCCAGCAUCGAUCCUAGACAGUUCUACAACGGAUGUCCGUGUAUAGAUCCAAGAGUUAUAAUAGCUACUACUGCUAGAAGUUGA